AUGGCGCCCGGAAUUAUCGAAAUCCCUUCUUCGGCUGGCCAAUCGACCACUAGCUCCAAGCCUACCGUCUAUGCACUUGACACAUUUCAUCCCACAGCUAUAGCGCACGCUGAAACACUUUUCAAAAUCAUUCAUCCCCAUGACGAGGAGUUCAAAAACUGGAGGCAAAAUGCCAGAGCUCUGCUAGUGCGAGGCUCAUACGUCACGGCCGAUGAUAUCGCCAGCUGCCCGAAUUUAGUCGCCAUCGGCAAGCAAGGCGUGGGUAUUGAUAAGAUCGACCAGGAAGCUUGCGCAAAGCGAAACAUUAAAGUCCUAAACACACCUGGGGCCAACGCUCGCGACGUUGCUGAGCUCGUCGUUGCACUUGCCCUAUCCGUUGCACGAGGCAUCCGAUCGAUCACCACCCGUCAGAUGGUGAAGCCUGUGCCGAAAGAGACCUGUAAUGGGCUGACUUUGUAUCGAAGAACAGUGGGGAUUAUCGGUAUGGGGAACAUUGGAAAGACCGUGGCGGAGAUCUUCCGGGGCGGAUUUGAUGCCGAAAUCGUGGCUUACGAUGCUUAUAUGCCGGAUGAUGCCUGGUCGCAUAUUCCCCACACCAGAGCUAAGAACAUCGACGAAGUUCUUGCCAGGGCCGAUAUUCUUUCUUUGCACGUCCCACUCACCGAGGAAACGCGGGGUAUGAUCUCUUACCCGCAGCUUCGGAGCAUGAAGCCCGACGCCAUUGUGAUCAACGCUGCUCGAGGAGGGAUUGUCAACGAGGAAGAUCUGACGAGAGUAUUGUCGGAGGGUCACCUUUGGGGCGCAGGUCUCGACUGUCAUGAGCAGGAACCACCAAGCCAUGAGAGGUAUGGCGCAUUGUGGGGGAACCUGAAUGUUAUCAGCACGCCGCACAUCGGAGCGGCAACCACGCGCGCCCAAGUCGCCAGCGCCACGGCGGCCGUGGACAACCUGUAUCAGUAUUUAGCUAAGCUGUGA
Aspergillus steynii IBT 23096 is the source of this 975-nucleotide messenger RNA. Its product is annotated as putative D-3-phosphoglycerate dehydrogenase. Lineage: Eukaryota; Fungi; Ascomycota; Eurotiomycetes; Eurotiales; Aspergillaceae. Gene Ontology annotation, cellular component: cytosol. The transcript has a single exon. Gene Ontology annotation, molecular function: hydroxypyruvate reductase [NAD(P)H] activity; NAD binding; glyoxylate reductase (NADPH) activity. The coding region runs from base 1 to 975 and encodes 324 amino acids. The record is from RefSeq and is a predicted model, not a curated record.